AUGCAUGAUCUUGUGGGACAAGUCUCCAGGUUGGUGGAGAUGGGAAGAGUGUUCGUGAUAGAACUCGAGGCACUCGUCUACACAUGCAUAGAGUGCCACACACAUCUCGGACUCCCCAGUGAUAUCAUCUCUAAGCAGAUCCUAAACUUCAGUAGACUCUUCAACACGUUUCUGGCUGAAAGAACGUCCAGUUCUGCUUUGCAACAUAUCGUGUGUGUCGGUUGUGCCAAUAUCAUCGGCUUUUAUGGGGUAAGUGAUAAGGGGGGUCCUUACUGGGUUUUGAGUGUCUUGUCUUGUCAGAGGAAGAACAAGAUGAGUAGUUCUGAAUCUCCCUUGCACAACGUCUUUGUCUACGGCAGUUUCCAGGAGCCAGCCGUCGUGGGUUUGAUCCUCGAAUGCACUCCCGUCAUCGUCUCUGCUCAACUCCACGGCUUUCACAGGUACAGACUCAAAGGGCGUUUGCAUCCUUGUAUUGCUCCUUUUGAGACCGGUGUAAUUAACGGCAAGGUACUAACCGGAGUAACAAAUGCUCAGCUAGAGAACUUAGAUAUGAUUGAAGGAGCUGAAUACGAGAGGAAAACUGUUGAGGUUGUAUUGACUGAUACAUCCGAGAAAAUGCAAGUUGAAGCCUAUAUAUGGGCAAACAAGGAUGAUCCUGACAUGUAUGGAGAAUGGGAUUUUGAGGAAUGGAAGCAGCUUCACAUGGAGAAGUUCAUAGAGGCGUCCAGGAAGUUCAUCGAGUGGAAGAAGAAUCCAAAUGGGAGGACAAGGGAAGAGUUUGAGAAGUUUGUACAUGAAGAUCCUCCCAUGGCUUGAAGAAUAUGUGUUCCUUUAUCUAUCUUGUACUCAACAAUAAAAGGGUCUGAUCAUUUCAGAAGCCAUAAGAUUAUAAUAAAACUUUGUAAGUCCCGAACACCAAGAUGUUCGAUGUUGUAUUAUAUAUAAUUAUAUAUGAACAAGAGGUAUAUGUGC
Eruca vesicaria subsp. sativa (arugula) is the source of this 972-nucleotide messenger RNA. The record is from the annotation of a GenBank genome assembly. Lineage: Eukaryota; Viridiplantae; Streptophyta; Magnoliopsida; Brassicales; Brassicaceae.